Messenger RNA from Gaeumannomyces tritici R3-111a-1, 1303 nucleotides. RefSeq lists its product as hypothetical. Bases 128 to 952 code for a protein of 274 amino acids. Gene Ontology annotation, biological process: regulation of DNA-templated transcription. The record is from RefSeq and is a predicted model, not a curated record. NCBI's taxonomy places the organism in Eukaryota, Fungi, Ascomycota, Sordariomycetes, Magnaporthales, Magnaporthaceae. The transcript has 2 exons.
CCGCCGAUUGCCGAUCAAUUCUCCCUCUCACCAAAAACACCACCCUUGUCGCGGCAAUGACACCCGUCGCCACCCUCGUCGCCGUCGCCGCCGCCGCCGCCGCCGCCGCCCACGACGACGACCAACUAUGGCGCCGCAAAGCAACCUAGGCAAGCGCGCAAAGGGCGUCUCGAUCCACCGGCCCUUCAUCUACGGCACCACGGCCAAGCCCUUCGACGACGACAAGAACCCCAAGCCGCCGGGCGUGCCCGACGACCACACCCACUCGUGGCAGGUCUUUGUCAAGGGCGUCGAGGACACGGACGUGACGUACUGGCUGAAGCGCGUGCAGUUCAAGCUGCACGAGUCCAUCCCGAAUCACAUCCGCAUGGUCGAUGGCGAGGCCGGCAAGGCCUUCGUAGUAAACGAGACGGGCUGGGGCGAGUUCGAGAUCGCCAUCAAGCUCUACUACGCGCAGGAGUCGGGCGAGAAGGCGCAGACGCUCUACCACCACCUGCACCUGCACCCCUACGGCCGCACCGAGGCCGAGAAGGACGCCAUGAAGGCGUCGGGCGAGGUCAUCGCCUGGGUCUACGAGGAGCAGAUCUUCAACGAGCCGUACGAGGCCUUCUACGAGAUCCUGACCAGCGGCGCCCUGCCCCCGCCCCCCGGCAGCGCCGCCGCCGCCUCGAGGGCCGGCGGCAACAAGGGCGGCAAGGGCAAGGGCAAGGGGGCCGCCGCCUCCUCCACCGUCGGCGUCCGCAGCGAGGGCGGCGUGCUCGAGCGCAGCGCCAUGAUACCGCUGGCCAACAGGCCCGGCCAGCCCUUUAGCAAGGAGACGGAGAAGCUCGAGAUUGAGCGCCUCAAGAAGGCCCAGGAGAAGGCGCAGGCCCUUACGGCUCGGCUGCAAGACCAGCUCAAGAAGAAGGAGGCGGCUCUGCAGAAGCUAAAGAAGCAAAACGCCGCCAAAUAGCGACGCGUUUUUAGGCUCUGUAGCAUGAUAGCAGAACUCGUCAAUCACGGUAUUGCUGGGCCUUGUGGCUAACCUGCUCUAAUUUUCCCCCUGAUGUUUUUAAGGAGAGAGGCGUUCGAGGACAUAGAAAAAGAAACCCCCGGAUACCAUGCGCCACACCUCGUGUACACCGCUAUUAAGCUUAUUUGUAUACCGACUUUCUCUGCUUUCUGGUUCUGUCUCUCUCUCUCCAGUCAUCCGUUGCUUGGGAUAUUAGCCCCAACUCAUGGCGUCCAUCUCAAUUAUGUUUGCCUCCCCAAUACUGCUGGAUGUGAAGUUUUCGUCAAAAGUCCGUUUCCCAGGCUCAGCCCA